Molecule: messenger RNA, 1224 nt
Organism: Engraulis encrasicolus (European anchovy)
Lineage: Eukaryota; Metazoa; Chordata; Actinopteri; Clupeiformes; Engraulidae
Product: BCL2/adenovirus E1B 19 kDa protein-interacting protein 3-like
Exons: 7
Coding region: 82-867 (261 amino acids)
Biological process (GO): positive regulation of apoptotic process; mitochondrial outer membrane permeabilization; defense response to virus
Cellular component (GO): nucleus; mitochondrial outer membrane; nuclear envelope
Source: RefSeq, a predicted model, not a curated record
CUCUCGUUCCAGAAUCACAGGCAGGCGCGUGCGUCACCGUGCGCUGAGAGUGACUGCUGACUAGCGGCGUCUCGAGGCAACAUGUCCACGGCAGCAGCUCAGCAGAACAACAACGAAGAACCGGGACUUAACGGCUCCUGGGUUGAGUUAGAGAUGAACGGUAACUCCACUUCCUCCUCCCAGCUGCUGCAGGCCUCGGCCCAUAGCAACGCCCCUAGCAACGCCCUUAGCACCGCCCCUAGCAACGCCCUUAGCAACGCCCCUAGCAACCCACACCCUGACAACGGUAACCAUGCUGACCUGGACCAGACCACGCCCCCCGUGGUGCAACCGGAAGGGGCGGGGCUUACAGCCGGACUGGAGGUGGUACAGGAAGAGGAGUUCUUGAGGGGUCUAGAGCACGUGCCCUCCUCCUCCUCGAUCCACAACGGCGACAUGGAAAAGAUCCUGCUGGACGCUCAACAUGAAUCCAGCCCGAGCAGCUCCUCCUGCAACAGUCCUCCUCGGCCCCACAGUCCAGAUCAGGAUGAUGGACAGAUCACUUUUGACGUCGACAUGUCAAGUAGAGAGAGCCAGUCUGAUGAGGAUGCUCGUGAGGAAGACCUCCUGAUGAAUAAGGGAGACUGGGUGGCAGACUGGAGCAGCCGACCUGAAAACAUCCCACCCAAGGAGUUCCAUUUCCGCCACCCUCGUCGCUCGGUGUCGCUGAGCAUGCGGAACACUGGCGUGAUGAAAAGGGGCGGAGUCUUCUCAGCGGACUUCCUGAAAGUCUUCAUCCCCUCAAUACUGCUGUCGCACAUACUGGCCCUCGGACUCGGGGUCUACAUUGGGAAGAGAUUGGCCACGCCUUCCACCAGCUCCUUCUAAACGACAAGAAACGACAGAACAGAAAACGACAAGAAACGACAGAACAGAAAACGACAGAACACAAAACGACUGAACAGAACUGAACAGUGCCUGGACAUUCUCGCUCCCUCUCUCUUACACACACACACACACACAGACACACACACACACACACACACACACACACCUCCUUGCAUGCAUACACACUCACACACACGCACACACACGUUAGCACCUGGACAUUCAGCUGUGGCCAUUGAGCCUCUCCAUUGUCUCAACACACACACACACACACACACACACACACACACUCACACACACACACACACACACACACACACACACACACACUCACACUCAAACACAUGCACACCACAC